ACUGGUCCACCGAGGGCUUAUACAAAAAUAAAAAAACUUCCAGGCUAAUAUCGCGUGCGAGAAAUCCGUUGCGUGUAUACAGUCUAUCUUUGACGAAUAGCGUACGUAGUGUGAAAAACCUUUCAUCACACCAUGGGUGCGCAAGUGAGCCAGGGGCUCGACGCGGUGCUGUUCCAGCCCCCGGAAAGGGGCGCGGAGCAGCCCGCAGGUCAACCAAGUGCGACUGUACCUGGGCGCAUAGGCGGCGAAAAGAACUUUGUGACAAUCCAGACCCGAUUAGGCGGCCACAUCACCGCAUACUCGUGGAACAUCGGGGCGCGGGAUACGAUCCUAUUCUCCCACGCCAACGCGGAGGACUUGUCCUGCUGCGUGGACUUUAUCCAGCGCAUCGCCCGGUACUUGCGCGUCAACGUCUUUGCCUACGACUACGAGGGGUAUGGGACUUCGACCGGGAAAGCCAGCGAGUCCGCCCUGUAUGCCGAUAUAGAAGCUGCAUACACCUAUCUCAGGUACUGGGUAAAAGACGGAUUUUUUUUUUCCUGUACGAAAGACUAUCAGCUGCAUUUGUGCCAAUUGGAGAUCUCGAUGCGCACGUGCUACUUGUCUUUGUACGAACAAAACAUCAAAAAAUCACCUAAAUACUCCUCCAGGGAAGUGGUCGGCGUCCCGUGGGAGCACAUCAUUCUGUACGGCCGGUCCAUUGGCACCGGGCCCACCGUGCACCUGGCUGCCUCUGCGCCGGUGCGCGGCGUUAUUGCGAGGAAAAAUCCCCCCUCCCCAUAUCAAAACGAAACUUCUGAUGCUGGAUUUGCGUGCACAAAUCAGCCUUGUCUUGCAGCAGAGAACUGCAGCCCCUCCAUAGCAAGCCUGCGCGGCGAGGUUUUAGCCUAGGCGCUCAGCAUGACAAAAGCCUAUGCCGUAGGCCCAACAGCAUCGCAAACCGCUGGCAUAAUGCGGGAAGUCUUUUGGGUUUGCCUCCUUAUGCAAGACAGAGACGAUUUGUGAUCACAAAUAAGCAUCACAAAUUUCCAAAAAUGUACCUUUUGAAUAUGGGGAGGGGGGAUUUUUCCGCACAAUAGGCGUGAUUUUGCAAGCCCCGAUGGCCAGCAUCUACCGCAUUAUCCUGAGUAAAAACGUCCCCACACCAGAGUUGUAAUGCAAAUCUGCAUGCCAAAAAAGUUUCUCAUGCGGAGCCCCAUGAGAAGCAUUUUCUAGUCGUGUUUUUGAGUUUGUGAUGCUAGAAUGAGCAUGAUAUGCUAGAUCUGUGAUGCUGCUGAACUAGCGAAACAGGAUCAUACUAGGAGGGCAAACCUGUCAUGCGAAACAGCGAAAGCUGGUUGAUUUGUCUAGCCGAUUUCCCAUCUUGACUCUGGUGUGGGUACGUUUUUACUCAGGAUACGCAUUGUGUUUGAUUUUCGCUUCACGAUGUGGGGCGAUCAGUUUGCGAACAUUGACAAAAUCGCGCGCGUCGCCAGCCCGGUCUGCAUUGUGCACGGCAUUGCGGACGAGAUCGUCCCGGUAUGGCACGGUGUAGAGCUGUGGAAGAAAUUGCAGCGGCCGGUGGAACCGCUGUGGGUUCCGAACGGCGACCACAACGCGUUGGACCACGAGAUGCUGUUGCGCAGGGUGAAACUUUUUCUCGUCGAACUUGAGCACAUGGGGUUUUCCGAGAACCAGCUGAAGCAGGCACUACAGGAAACGGAAGAGAUCGAGCGCUUGAAGUCCGACAUGGACGGAACUGGAGACUUGAUGUUCACCACCACGGGCGGCGGGGAGACCACUUCUGCGAUGCAGCCGGAGUCCGCUCCUUCGUCAAGAACUUCUUCGAGCAGCCGACGAUCGGAAGGGAGUCGCGAGCCGCGGGAGCGCUCAGAACUGAUACUGCGGAUCCACGGCGGGAGAGACAGUUUUUCGGAAGUACGUGCCAACUCACCGCACAAUUCCUCCGAGAGCAGCGGAAGAAGCAUUCGCGUCGGCACCUCCGUGGUCGCACGGAACCGCGCCAGCGUGCUGGCGUAUCUCGAACAGCAGGAGCACGCUGCUUCCAUGGAGGAGGCGGCUUUGGCUGCGGCAGAGCUGCUGGAGGGACCAAAUAAUAGCAGGAGGGGGAGCAGAGUGGUGACAAGAACGGAAAUGCAAAGGGUGCCGCUGCGUCCGUGA
This is a messenger RNA of Amoebophrya sp. A120, 2160 nucleotides long. The record is from the annotation of a GenBank genome assembly. Lineage: Eukaryota; Dinophyceae; Syndiniales; Amoebophryaceae.